AUGCUGGAGAUCAGCCCAGGAUUCCCCCAUCCCCUCCCGCCAAAUGCCCACGGCAUCUUCCAUUCAGCCCGGCAACCCCCGUCCUCUUCUCUCCCUCCUCCUCCAUCGCGCUCCUCUCUCGCCAUCUCGAGCUGCCUUUCUGCGGCAAACACCGUCGGCGGCGACAACAACGCCACAGCCAAUUCCUCCUCCUCGCCGACGGUCGCCAAGCUCGGAGCGCGCAAACGGCCGCACAUCACGAUGCCGGGUGGUGGUCGCCCGCCAAAACGACCCAGCGAUCAGGGCUGCUCGCCUACCACGAGUCCACCCUCGCCCGCCAAGGCCAAGCUGCCUCGACUCGAUCGCGGCCCAGAGGACUUCUCCAGCGUCGUCAAGAGCAAGCUCCAGUCCUACACCCGCACGGGUCAAGCUUGCGACCGCUGCAAGGUCCGCAAGAUUCGCUGCGAUGCACUCCCCGAGGGCUGUUCUCACUGCGCCAGCCAGAGACUCGAGUGCUAUGUCACCGACCGCGUCACUGGCCGCACCGAGCGGAGAGGAUAUCUACAGGAACUCGAACGGGAAAAGUCCGACAUGCUCAAUCAUAUCCGCCAGCUGGAAGAGCUGAUCAACUCCAAGGGGAUCAACAUCAAGCCGUGGAGCUGGUCUGCCUUUGGCAAGCCAGCCCAUCCGCUAGGCAUGCUCGUCGACACGACAGGGGCCCCGAUCAAUGUCAGCAACACAGACGGGUCAUCGUGGACCAAGAGCGAGGCGGCGCCGGCCAGAGCCAAGAACCUCUCCUUAGGCGCAACACGGUCUUCUGUGCUGCUUCCUCGCCCUGGCGAUAGCCACAUUGGCGUCUUCCAGGACAAAGCCCCUCUAAGCGCCGUCAAGGGCACCCAGCUCUCCAUUCUCGGAGCCACCAUCGAUGUAACCGAUUUCGAUGCCGAGGACAUGGAAGAGCCCGCGCCAGGGUUCCAGGCGACGGAACCCUUCUACAACAAGUCCCUCUUCUCCUUCGUACAAUCCGUCAUGCACAAGCAACCGCCGCCGCCCAUAGAACUGCCUUCGAAGGACGAGGCGUUUCAGUAUUCCGAAUGGUACUUCGUCAUGAUCUUCCCGUUCGUUCCUGUGCUGCAUAAGCCUACCCACAUGCGGCUGCUUGCGCGUAUCUAUGAUGAGCCUGGGUUCAAGCCGUCUUCCGCGGAGCUCGCCAUCGUGCACAUGGUGCUCGCCAUGAUUUACUUCCAGUAUGGCAUCCGCAACCGCGAGGAGGCCGACAGGCGCAUCAUGCUCAACGAACUAUCCAACAAGCACUAUCAUUGGUGUCUCCAUACCAUCUCCGACGUGAUCGCCGACACCUCUGUCACCUCCGUACAAGCUCUGGUCCUCAUGGCCAUUCAUGCGCGGGGCUUCCCCAAGCCGGGCUGUGCAUCCCUCAUCGCGUCCUAUGCCGUCAACAAAUGCAUUGAGCUCAAUCUUCAUCGCGAGUCUAAACCUCCGGGAGCCCCUACCAACCUGGACCACGAGCUUCGGAAGAGGGCGUGGUGGUCCGCGCUCUCGAUGCUGGUCACCCUCAAUGGUCGCCUUGGCAGACCCAUGCCAUUAAACGUCAAGGAAUUUGACACGGGCUACCCUGUCCCCAUUGAUGACGAGUAUCUGACAGAGGACGGUAUCGUGGACGAGUCCAAGAUUGGACACUGCCAUCACAUGGUCGGGCUGGUGGGCUUCAAAACGGCAACCAUGUACAUGCGCAUGCAUACCGAGAUUUACGGCGUUCGCCGCGACCCGGCCUCAUAUAUCGAUACCGUCAACGAGUUGGAUGAGGAGUAUCGCAUCUGGGAGGAGAAUCUCCCCGACGACCUCAACAUCGCCAAAUGCAAGCCAGGGGAGCAAGUCUUUGCUCUUUACGCGCAAGCCUUCUCGCUCGAAUUCCGCUUCUGUCUGAGGCACCCGUCUGUCUGCAUGACUGACGAUCCAAAGUUCAUUGCGGAAAACAACCGCAUCUGCGAGGAGACUGCCCGAGCCCUUCUGAAGCAUGUCGAGAUACUACUCAGGCUCAAGUCGCUCGACACCACCUGGUACCAAAUAUCAGUCUACUGCGCCGUCAUGUUUACCAUACUGGUGGCCCACUGGGAGAGGAGGUACGAGACGACGCCCGCCGAGGUGUCACAGCUCAAAGAGGACGCAGAUACGUGGCUCGCCAUCAUCACUGAGAUCUGCCUCCUAGUCGGUUCAACCUCGGGAGAACGCCUCAGCAAUGAGAUACGGCAGAUCAUCACGCGCACGAUUGCGUGGAUUGAACGCGACAUGGGGCGUGCGCCAGGCACUGUCAGUCCCAACCAGCCUCAGAACGGCGGGCAGCAGCAGCAGACACCCCAGAUCAAACAGGAACCGUCGCAUUUCACCCAUAUAUCGAUACCACCGGCCACCGCUGCCGUCGUAAAUAGCAGUUCUUCCAUGGCGGCGAGCACCAUAGCUCAGAACAACGGCAGCAAUGCCUACUACGGCUCCAACGGAGCUGCCCAGACCACCCCUUACCCAACUCAACUAGCCUACCAACCGCAGUCGGCCACGACAACACACACUGGCAACGGCAUGUCGUAUGACCCUCAUGACCAGGCGUCGUACUUGUACGCCGCCACCGCAGCGGCAGCAGCCAUCUCCCAGGGCAACAGUGCAGGAGUGUCGGAACCGCACGAGACGAAUCCUCUCGUCGCGUUCGCCUCUCAGGCCACGUCCCACGUUGGCAGCAACACGAAUACGUGGCACGACUGGACGGCGGCCAUUGCCGACAGCCAGGACCGCUACAGUGCCAACGCCCUGUUGAACAUUGCCGCAGGACCGGCACGCGAUGGCGGUCUUGGCCUUGAUCAGGCCGGCGGCGCCCAUCACGGGCACGGCCCGGCAGCGAACGGUCUUGGGGUCAGUAUGGGUGGCAGCGGGGCGCACACCCAGUGGCCGCUGAUUCUGUUUCACGACGCCAACGGCGCUGUGAGUAGUGGGUGA
Molecule: messenger RNA, 2985 nt
Organism: Thyridium curvatum
Lineage: Eukaryota; Fungi; Ascomycota; Sordariomycetes; Thyridiales; Thyridiaceae
Exons: 4
Coding region: 1-2985 (994 amino acids)
Biological process (GO): DNA-templated transcription; regulation of DNA-templated transcription
Molecular function (GO): DNA-binding transcription factor activity, RNA polymerase II-specific; DNA binding; zinc ion binding
Source: RefSeq, a predicted model, not a curated record